UUUAUCCUUUCUAGAGUCGCAUCUGGCCGGUCUCCUCUCCUCUGUAUUAGCGACAGCAAUUUUAGCAGCCGCAGGAUUUCAUUAUUUCUAUGCCAGAUAUUAGAUAUGCCUAACAAACACACAAAACCCAGGCAUCAAUCAUUGGGAGUCAUAGCAACCAUGCCAAAAUGGAGAGGACUUUAAUUUAAUUACCCCCAGUCUCACACACCCCCAUAAAUCUAAACCCUGUCAUCAUCCACGUCAAAGCCAAAAGUUUAGGAACCCCACAGCUUAACCCUGGUUUAACAUAAAAUCCAUGACACAGCCACUGUAUUCCUUUUUCUUCAAUUUUUAUUUGUCUCUUUUUAUCACACCCACAUGACAUAAAUCUCUGUCACUCCCCUGCUCCUCACCAUACUACAGAACACAAACAGAAAACAUAAAAAACAGAGUUUAAAAGCAGAGAAAACAGAGCAAAAGACCGAAUAUUCAAUGUUUGUUUCCAUGCAAUGGCAAUUUCAGGCUCAGAUACUCAAACCCCAUCGAGCAAAGUGACUACUCCGAUUGAAAUCCACUGCGUCAAAUGUGAGUCGUGCGGCUUCACAGAGGAAUGCACCACUACUUAUAUCCUGCGUGUCAGGGAACGUUACCAGGGCCGUUGGAUUUGUGGACUCUGCAUCGAGGCGGUCAAAGAUGAGGCUCUGAGAUCGGAUACGCUUAUCUCCACGGAGGAAGCACUGGACCGACACAUCAGCUUCUGCAAGAAGUUUAGGGCGUCGAGUCCUUCGGAUGAAACGGAGCACCCCAUCUCUGUCAUGGGCAGGAUUCUUCGCCGAAGCCUGGAUUCACCGCGAGCUCUUAGGUCUAAUUCAAGUAGUGUCUUGCCAGCAUUUGGAGAAGUUAAGGGUUCUACUCUUCCUCGAUCUGAGAGUUGUUUCCCUGCUCUUUCUGGCUGAAUUAUUUCUUGUCGAGUUUAAAGGUAAAUAUGAAAGAAGAAAACAGGGGAACUCUGUUUCAAUGUCAGAUUGUUAUAUAGACUAUAUAUAGGGUCUUUGUUGCUCUAAUGUUUAGCUAUCUGAAUUUAUGGACCUUCCAGUGAAUAUAGCAUAUAUA
Molecule: messenger RNA, 1092 nt
Organism: Theobroma cacao (cacao)
Lineage: Eukaryota; Viridiplantae; Streptophyta; Magnoliopsida; Malvales; Malvaceae
Product: DUF1677 family protein (DUF1677)
Source: RefSeq, a predicted model, not a curated record